This is a messenger RNA of Labeo rohita (rohu), 2369 nucleotides long. It is a transcript of the gene ube2s, whose product is annotated as ubiquitin-conjugating enzyme E2S. Bases 503 to 1192 code for a protein of 229 amino acids. The transcript has 4 exons. NCBI's taxonomy places the organism in Eukaryota, Metazoa, Chordata, Actinopteri, Cypriniformes, Cyprinidae. The record is from RefSeq and is a predicted model, not a curated record.
CGAAUUGUAUUUUUGUUCCUGUGUCAAAAAGACUGCUAGCUGAUAACAGGCUACACUAGCCGUCUGUGGCAGUUAGCUAUCGAGCAAACCAACUUUAUCAGACGAAAUUGACAACACAUUGGACUUUAAAACGUUUAGACAGCACAUUUCGUCUGAGGACAACAUCGGAUAGCAGUUUCACAAGGGAAAGCUCUGAGGAUAGCCAGAUAUCUACAUUUCUCAGCAAGCCCACCGUUAGCCUAGCCUGCUUUGGUAACAACACUAGCAAGCCGACCGACGUUACAGUUAGAAAUUGGUUUUGAUAAUUUGUAUAUUCUUUAAACGUCUUCAUAUAUUUUGCGAUCGUGAUUGGUGGCAACUUUUAGAUUCGUUAUCGGUGGUUUCCGUCGGUCUCCUUGUAGAUCACCGGAUCAUCCUCCUCGGCCGGUUGGGUAGCAGUUAGCCAAGUUUUCUCAUUUGAGACAAAUUUGCUGGCUAUUAAUAAAACCCUACACCGCUGAAAAUGAAUUCAAACGUGGAGAACUUGCCGCCUCAAGUGUUGAGACUCGUCUAUAAAGAGGUUUCUGCCUUGGCAGCAGACCCUCCAGAGGGGAUCAAAAUCUACCCCAGUGAAGAGGAUAUCACAGAGCUACACACUGCCAUUGAGGGCCCAGAAGGAACUCCGUAUGCAGGAGGGGUCUUCCGGAUGCGUUUGGUCCUUGGGAAGGAUUUUCCUGCAGCACCUCCCAGAGGCUAUUUCCUCACAAAGAUUUUCCAUCCUAAUGUUGGGCACAAGGGUGAGAUCUGUGUCAAUGUACUGAAAAGAGACUGGAAGGCAGAGCUGGGCCUGAGACAUGUAUUGCUAACCAUCAAGUGCCUUCUGAUCCAUCCUAACCCAGAGUCGGCUCUGAAUGAAGAGGCUGGGAGGUUACUUUUAGAGGACUAUAAGGAGUAUGCAUCCCGUGCUCACCUUCUGACAGAGAUCCAUGCUAUGGGAGGCACAUCUGGGGCCCCUCAGGAGCCCGCUGAUGGACCCCAACCCAAGAAGCAUGCGGGAGACCCAAACAAACGCGUAGCCGGAGCUGGUUUGUCAGCAAAUGGUGUGGGCACCAACAAUUUAAGUAACAGCAGCUCCAGUGGAACAAGUAGUAGCAAUACUAAUAUAGUUGCAAAAAAGAAAACAGAUAAAAAACGAGCUCUGAGGCGGCUAUAAAAAAGAAUGAAUCUGUGCUUUUUUGUGUACAUAUAAAUAUUGAAGUGUGCAGACCACCUUUUCUCCUCCUUAAACUGUCUUUUACCAUUUUUAGGAUAGCACAUUCGUUUUGUCAUGCUCCUGCAAGAUCACUCCUCUCGUUUUUGUUCCUCUUGUCUCUUUCAACUUACUCUCAGGACUUGAACUGUCCUUGCGACAAUUCUCUCUUUGUUUCAUUCACACAAGGGUUUUCAUCUGUGUUUCAGAAGUUUUACGAUUGUUUAGAGUAUGGAAACAGUAGUAAAAGUUUUGACAAAGUUCAUUCGUGGCCUCUAGAGUUAUAUCAUGACCAUAAGCAAGAUUUUGGUGUGUACUGUCAGCACAGAAUUUAUAAUAUAUUUAGAUUGUGAUGGGACAGUUACUGUAAUUCUGUCCUAUUGUAGAUGGACUGAACCUGUUAUGUUUUCAGGAGUUUUAUGAAGAAUAGUUAUUGCACAGGAUAUGAUCGUUGUGUGUUUGUGGUGAAAGAGAUGCAAGAUCAGGAAUAACAGAGGACUGUCAAAAUGUGGUCUGAAUAUUGCUCAUAUGAAUAUUACUUUUGUUUGUUUGUUUGAGUGCAUAUUUGUGUGGUAUUAUUUUUGUUUCCUGUUUUUACUAAAUUUGUCUGUUCGUUUCUAUUUUAUAGUUCACUUUUCAAAAGGCCUUUUUUCCAUUUUUAAAUGAACAGCUACAUUUACCUGAUUUACACUGAUGCUUGAGAUCGAGUCCUUGAAGCCUUAAGACCAGUUGGGGUAGAGCGAUGGAGCUAUUAAUUAAUCAUGAAAUAUGAGCCAGAAGUGGUGUUCGCUCUCAUCUUUGAAAUAGAGUACUUUGGUUAUACUUUUCAGUAAGAACAUUUACCCCUUUUUAUAUGACCACAGCUGCAAUUUUCUCUGGCUCUACUGGUCUCUCAAUCAAAAGGCUGUUGAGGAGUCUUCUCUGGUUGUCUGUUGUUGCCCAUUGUUACACUAUAUGGGGCCUUCAGUUCCCAAAGAUCCUCUAACAAAGUGGUAUGAACUUUGGACAAGAUGUGUUUGCAGAAACAGUUUGCCCUUAUUUAAAAGUUUGUGGAUAAACAACAGGGCAUUUUGUGGCCAUUUAAGUUAUUUAAAUUAAUAAGAAAUAAAGAAAUUUUAGGGAGCAAUUUGAUUGUUUCUGU